Molecule: messenger RNA, 2236 nt
Organism: Platichthys flesus (European flounder)
Lineage: Eukaryota; Metazoa; Chordata; Actinopteri; Pleuronectiformes; Pleuronectidae
Product: regulator of G-protein signaling 9-binding protein
Exons: 1
Coding region: 615-1358 (247 amino acids)
Biological process (GO): G protein-coupled receptor signaling pathway; detection of light stimulus involved in visual perception
Cellular component (GO): neuron projection; photoreceptor outer segment
Source: RefSeq, a predicted model, not a curated record
CAAACACACGCACACGCACACACACGCGUGCACACACGAACACAAACCAAAUCACAAUGGCUCGCGUGGCUCCUCGUGGAGGAUGAUCUCCCUCCCUGCUUUUUAAACUCUGACUGAAGAUCUCCAUUUUUCCCCAGGCGCCCAAAAACAUCGUGGAACGCUGGACGAGAGAAAGGCGCCGCUUCGCUCCACACAAACAGCAGUUGGGCGGAUGUUUUCACACCUGUGGGUGAAUCUGGAUCAUUAUUCUAAUUCUAAAACCCGGCGAGGUUGGAUUGCUUCGCGUCCAUUCGCAUGCGUCCUGCAGGAGAGGUGCUCCGGCGCUGUUUGAUCCCGAGUGGUGAAAGCCCAAAGGUACCUAAAGCCAUUUACAGACGCAUUAAUUUAAGCCGCUCUCUGUGGCGGCUCGCAGACAGGAAGAGCAUGGAUAGAGAGGAAUUUGCUCUGACUGGUGCGUUGAGGGGAUUUGCAGAGCUGAGGAUGUUCUCCCGUGGAAACUAAACUAAGGACUAAAGCGCUGUUAGCCCUGCACUAACAGCUCGCCAUUUCUCCUCAAGACCUCCUCUGGUUGUUGAUUCACCAUUCUAACGAGGAUAUAAGUUUGCCAAUCAGCCAUGGGGAAAGAGGAGUGCAAAACAAUGCUGGACGCUUUGAACAAAGUGACCGCCUGCUACAGGCAUCUGGUCAUCGCCCUGGGAAGCACCUCGGACUCCCAGAACCUGCGAGAGGAGCUGCAGAGGACCCGCAAGAAGGCCCAGGAGCUGGCCGUGGCCAACAGGACUAGACUGACCUCUCUGCUCAAAGACAAGACCAUCUCCAAGGAGGACCGGGCCGAGUACGAGCGCCUAUGGGUGCUGUUCUCCAGCAGCAUGGAGCUCCUGGAGGUGGACAUGAAAAGGUCCCUGGAGAUAGGGCAGGACUUCCCCAUCAAGGUGCCGACGAGGCACUUCAUCCAGACGGGCAUGACCGGCAGCACCACCACGGUGGCGGCGCGGGCCAUGAGCGUGCAGAACAUGAAGUACGAGGCGGACAGCAACAUCGACACGGCGGACUUGCGGGAACUGCGGUCCGAGAUCACCCAGGUGAGCCAGAUGAUGGAGGAGAUGGAGAUGAAGGUGCAGGUGGCGCCUUGGGCCGUGGAGGCGAAGCAGGAGGCGGGCGCCGAGCUCAAAUCCAACAUGAGCGUGGAGAAUUCCUCCGUGGGAGUCAUCUCCAUCUGCGAGGAGGAGCCCAAAGAGGAGGACGGCGGCGGCGGCAGCAGGGAUGCUGGGAUCGCCACGAUCUGCGCCGUGGUCGGAUUCUUUAUCAUCCUCAUUGUCGCUGCGGUUCUAGGAUACCUGGUCAUCAACAUGUCCUGAACCGUCCUACGCCCACAGCCCACCCUGGUGAUGGACGGACUCCCUGCCGAGGCUGCCCGCGGGACGAGCGUCGCAGUGGGUGUCAGAGCCUGCAGCUCCACAUGAGAGGGACAGAGCAUUUGUAUGUGGACAAGUUAUUAAUCUGGGUUUGUGAUUGUAAUCGGGGGAGUUUGAGGAAUUGCACUAGAAGAAAAUGUAGAACAGUAGAGCCAAUGUGUGUCACUCUGGGAGAAUGGACGAUGCACAGAUAAAAAAAAAGUAAUUUUCAGGGGCCAAGGGUUACUUUUUGGAGGAAAAGGGGGUGCGUGGAAGACAUACCAUUACGUGACAGUGUCUGACCAUUAGCAUGAUACAAGCAACACGUAAUCCAAGUGGAUUAGUGGGAAAAGCUCAAGCAUAAAUGUAGCCGACUGUUAAGUACCCCCCCCCCCCCCCCCCCCCAGGUUCAGCUGAUUGAUGCUUUGAGUUUAUGACUUUAUUGUCAAGCAAAAAGAAGCAGGUGGAACCCUAAAGUCAGGGAAAUUAAAAAAAAGUGAGCCAAGUGUAACAGUAACCUUUGGAUGUAAACAACACUGCACUGUUCCACAGUUUGAAUACAACAAAGAGAUCUUUAGUACAGCCAGAUGUGUAGUCGGCCUGCAUCCUAUACUUCAUUGCAUCAAAUCACAACGUGCUACAUGAGGGACCUGAGAGACGUCCACAGUCUUUUUAAAAAUGCACCCGUUCACUGUUCAUGUUCCGUCACAGGGUUUAUUCUUCUGUUGCAAUCAGUGUUGAAUGUAUACAUUACAACAUGUGAAUAUAGGGGUUUACGGUCUACUACUUUGUCAGAUAAUGUACAUACAAUUAAGUAUAUUUAUUAUAAUAAAAUCUUUUAA